GUCCAGAACCGCCUUGAUCUUAUCCUCCGAUGGCCUCACCUGCCCGCCCUCGAGCACAAAACCUAGAAAGAUAACAUGGACACUGGUGCUAUUACGGUUGCUGCUCUUGGUAGACCUUUUACCAUAGGCAUGCUCUAUGAUGCCAACGAAGAUCGUCUCCUUCCAGGCUUCACCCUGUGGGAUGAGAAGACUCUAAAGGGGAUGAUUAAAGUGGAUGAAAAAAGAACAAGUGAUUCAAAUUACAUUUUUUCUGAUUCCUUAGAGGAGAAGUGUAAAGUGAUGGAUAUUGGUGCCUCUCUGAAGGCCAGUAUAAUGGCUGGCAUGUUUGAAGUUAAAGGAUCUGCAAAGUAUCUCAACAAUCAGAAAAAAUCCCGGAAUCAACUACAACUAACCUUUCAGUACAAAACCACCACCAACUUCAAACAACUGAAUCUGGGUCCUGAUCAACUAAAAACAAAGGAGAUAGAUGAGGAUAUAAAGCGCUCGGCCACUCAUGUUGUCACCGGUAUUGAAUAUGGUACAAAUUUUUUCUUUGUGUUUGAUUUAGAGAACUCAAGCACAGAAACCAUUCAGGAAACUGAGGCCCAUUUUAAAGCUGUCAUGACCAAGUUUCCUCAUUACAAGAUUGGGUUAGGAGCUGACUUCCAACUGUCUGAAAAGGAAAAAAAAGUGAUUGAAAAUGUUUCCUGCUCGUUUUAUGGAGACAUGAUACUUGAAAAAAACUCCAGGAACUUUGAAGAAGCACUAUUGGCAUACUCAACACUUCCAGAACUACUGGGCAAAAAUAAAGAGUACGGUGUUCCAAUGAAGGUCUGGAUGAUGCCACUGAAAACAUUUGAUCCAUCAGCUUCAGAGAAGAAGAUGGAAAUCAGUGUGAAACUUUUAAAAAAGGCUGAGAAUGUGCUGCAAGAGUUGAAUGACCUGAUUAUUAGAUGCAAUGAUUGCUUGAAAGGGAGCUAUCAGCUCCCACUGAUUACUGAAGCUUUGUCAAAUUUCAAGCAAUAUUGUGUUAGCUAUAGACAGAAACUUAUAUGUAUGUUUGCAGAGAAGUUUCCCAAAAUUAGGGCAGGAAAAGAAGAUGAGAAUGAUUUGCUGAAAAUCUUGGAUGACAAAGAAAUGUCUCCUUUGAGUUCAUUUAAUUUAGGGAAAUGGAUGAAAAGUACUGAAAGAGAAGUUAAUGUUAUCAAAAGCUGUGUUGAGGCAAUGGAGUCAGUAAAGGUCCUCAGUAAAGACAACGAGUUUGAUAAGGAGCUUCUUUCCACUGAAGUAGAGGAAGUUCUCAACUUUGUUUUCACCUCAUUGAAAAGUGUGGAUCCCUAUCUUCAGAAAAUGGAAGAUUACAUUUGCACAAUGACCUGCAAUGCCACAGGGAAGGUCAGUCCAUGCAAAGAUGACCCGUGGUACUACUCAAUCCCAGUGAUACAAGACAUGCAAAAAAAAGCUUUGGUGAUGGGUAGACUUGCAAAGGCCCUGAAGAAUGAAAAAAAAUACAGAUUUUUUAUAUCAGCCACCAGAAAUGACGAAGUUAAAGGAGCAACCAUCUAUCACUAUAGUCAUAAACAAUUGAUCACAAAGGAUUUUCAACAACCUCACUUGCCAGCUCCAGAAAAGAUAAAAGAAAGAAGAGACGUGCUAUGGUAUGCCAGUGAGGUCACCCUGGAUCCAGAUACAGCACACCCAAACCUCAAAGUUUCUUCUGAUCAUAAGAAAGUGGAACACGGAGACCAGCAAUGGUAUAAAGAUAAUCAUCAGAGAUUUAUUGAGCAACCUCUGAUUAUGUGCAAAGAAAAGCUAUCAGGCCACUGCCACUACUGGGAGAUGGAAGUGAACAGUAACACCAGUGUAGAUAUUGGUGUCUGCUAUGGAUCCCUAGAUAGGAAAGGAUUAAUCGGGUUUAGUUCAAGCUGGUCAUUAGGAUGGAGAGGAAAUACAUUCUAUAUACAGCAUGACAACAAGAGUCAAAGAAAACCCUGUCCCAGCAUUGGCUUCUCCCGUAUUGGGGUGUUUCUGAAUUGCAGCUGUGGGUGUUUGACCUACUACAUAGUCAGAGAUACUAAACUGGAUCACAUUCACACAUUUCGCAAUACGUUCUCAGAACCCGUCUUCCCAUGUAUGAAACUGGGUACAAAAGGUAGCUGGUUGUCCCUGUGUAUGUGAUGAGUUUCAUUUUCAAAACAAACAACCAAAAAAAGGCCUACACAAAGGCAGGAGAUAUGAAAGUCAGAGGUAAUUAAUUGAACAAUCAAGUUACUGGUAUUUUUCUUCUCUCUACGUGCAAUUUACCUUAUCAUUACAUAAACAUAGUAGAUAACAUUAGUCAGCAUGUUAUUGGCCUGUCCUCUGAGGGUUUUUUCAAUGUUGUUUGAUUGUCCAAGUUUAAAAAUGCCACAAUCUGGCUAAAAGCUAAAAAAAGGCAGUUAUGGACAGAGAAAUCAUCCUGAGGAGGAAAAACUGUUGCACACAGGUCUAGAAUUUUACUCCUAAAUGAUUUAUUAUCCAUGCCAAUAAAAGAGCAAUACUCAAAACAAAGUUGGGACUACAGUUAAUGUCAGGAUAUUAACAUUACACUUUUUUGUGUGCUUACUUUUUGCAGUUUAGGUCAACCAAUCAAUCAAUCAAUCAAUAUUUAUUGUCAACUACAAUUUGCAUUGUAGUCGAGAUUGCAUUUUCAGUUAAAGCGGUCAUCAAAUACAUCACAAAAAUGGGGGGGUAGGGAGUUUUCUUGGGGUGCCGCCAUUAUUUUUGUGGAAAAAUAGGAGCCAUAUUGUGAGGGGAGAGGCAAAAAAAGCAGUACUAGUAAUACCCAAUUAUUAAUUUUUUAUUGUUUUACCAAUAAAUAUGUUAUUUUAUUAUUUUUGAAAUGCAUAGUAGCUGUAGAUAAUAUAGUUCUGAUAUUAUUACAUUUAUUCAAUUGUUCUAAUGUUUGGGAAAUAAAAUCAAAAUAGGGGUAAAAAACUGAUCUCUUAACAUUUUUCGCAAUUCAUAUUUUUCAAUUUUAAUUUUGUUUGUAUUUCCUUUGGGUUUUGGGUUUAAUUUUAAUUUUACAUUUCUUUAUGUUGCUGUUUUGUAUUUUACUUUUCAUAUUUUUUGUGUUGGAGAUUAAUAGUCUUUUGGACCUUCAAUCAUGUUAGGAUUGAAUACAAGUUCUAAUCUUUUUAAUUGUUUCUAAUAAAUUCAUGUUUUUGAUUAUUUCCGAAUUACAUAACUGCAAAUAACAACUUAUUUCUAAUAAUAGUAUGUAAUUGUAAUUCUCCUUGAAAAAUCAUUGACAAUACAGUUGCUUUUAAUUAUAUUCCAAACUAGAAAAACCUGAGUAAUUACCUGGAUAAUAUGUUGCCAUGACAGUAUCUAUAACUCAAACGUCAAAAAAUACAUCCUUAUUCCAUAUUUCAUUCUAACCUAACAAAUUCCCAAGAAUUAUUGCAUAUGCAUCUGUUUAAGAAAUGUACAUUAAAACCAAUGAAAUA
Molecule: messenger RNA, 3467 nt
Organism: Cyprinodon tularosa
Lineage: Eukaryota; Metazoa; Chordata; Actinopteri; Cyprinodontiformes; Cyprinodontidae
Product: stonustoxin subunit alpha-like
Exons: 4
Coding region: 76-2157 (693 amino acids)
Molecular function (GO): protein binding
Source: RefSeq, a predicted model, not a curated record